AUGCAUAUGAAAUCGUUUAUAACGCGAGUCUUCGACAAAAUCCAAGAGAAAUAUGACUCGAAAGACGAUACGACGACACCGACGAUGGCGUUGAAGCCCACGUACGACGGAUUGUGCGAUCGCUUGACUCGCAUGUCAUUAAUUGAUCCCAUUUUGAAGCGAACUCUAAAUGUGUUGACUUAUCUGGUAUUGAAUGCAAAGCUAUGCAAAGCGUUGAUCGAGUUGUGCGAACCCAAUAGCGGUGAUGUCGCCAUUUUCAACAACUUAUAUCAAACCACUUUAAUUGGUUUACUUCUUAGCAUAUCAUGUCUUCCGCGACCACUCAACCCGAAGCCGGAGUUCUUUCUGAAUCCCUCGCAGUAUUCACAGCACGAAAACGAAAUGACGGAAAAGAAUUUGGGUUUUAAUCUCAAUGCACUGACCAAUGGUUUUCACGCCAUUAUCUUAGCUCUUCUCAAACCACACGACACCCGAACGCAGACAUUGCUGUGGAUCGAGAAGUGCUUGGAUUCGUUCAAAGACAGGGCCAAGACGUGGACCAACGAAAUGAUGUUUAUGACGGGAAGCGCUCACAACUCUUCGGAUGGUUUCAUGAUUAACUUGUCGUCAGUUUUGCUCAAACUUUGCAAACCGUUUUGUAUUCCCGUCUCUAAUAAGCUAUUGAAAGUGGACGCGCGUUACUGUCGGCUCAAACAGAGCGGCUAUAAGUCAUAUCUGGAGGCCAUCGCCAGCGAAGCCUUUCUCAUCCCUUCAGAACAGAUUAAUGGCGACAAAUUUGAGAUCAAUUUUAUGACUCAAUGCUUUGCCAUCGCCAGCGAAGCCUUUCUCAUCCCUUCAGAACAGAUUAAUGGCGACAAAUUUGAGAUCAAUUUUAUGACUCAAUGCUUUGUGGCCACACAUAAGGCGCUGCACUUAGGCUUUCGUGUGGUUCACGAGAGGUUCUUGAAGUUAGUCCGCGAUUUGAAUCAAAUGCAAAGUCUUUACAAUGAGAUGAACGCUCAGUCUUCUGAAUCAGAACCCAUACAAACACUGCGAAAACGUAUGGAUAGAAGUGUGACUCAAUUUUUGGCCAUUAAGACAAUGCUUACCGAAAAUGACUUCUUGGAAACCACUCUAAUCUUUCACAUAUCGACAGCCAUUUGGUUAAACAAUUUGGCCAUCAAUUCAAACGAAAUGGAAGCGUCCAAAGCAUUCAAACCGAUUUCACUCCCGAUUUCACACGACUUUGAGUCUCAAUGUCUCAAAUCUGUUCCCGAAUUUAUAUUGGAAAAUGUGUGCGAUUUUAUCACUUUUGUCAAACACUUCAGCGCAAAGACUUUCGCUUUACCACACAUUGAUUUGGAGCCAUUCAUGUCUUUGAUUAUCAUUUUUAUGGGAUCUCCAGAACGACUGAAAAACCCUCACUUGAGGGCCAAAUUGGCUGAAAUGCUAGAAUCGCUGAUGCCUUCCAUUCACGACAACAUUUCAUACAGUGCAACUGAAAGACUCUUUACAAAUCAUCCGCUGAACAAUGAAUUGAUUCCGACGCUAAUCCAUGUGUUCGUAAGUAUAGAGAUAUCGGACGCGAGCGGCGAAAGUGUCGCUUUUGAGCAGAAGUUUGGUUACCGAAAGCCGAUGUAUAUUGUGUUGAAAUAUCUGUGGAAUAAUGAAGAGCACAGAAAGCGAAUGAAACAAAUGGCGGACUUCGCGCAGAACAAUAUGGAGGCUAUCGUUCCGCCGCUAUUCCUCCGGUUUAUUAAUUUGCUUAUCAAUGACGCCAUCUUUCUCUUGGAUGAAGCGCUCAGUUAUAUGAGUAAAUUACGGGAACUCCAGAUCCAGAGAGACGGCGGGCAGUGGACUGAAUUACCGGCUCAACAGCGCGAACAAAAUGAGGCCAACUUUCAACACACGGGCCGUUUGGCCACAUUUCAUAACAUCAUCGGAAGGAAUACAAUCAAUACGUUGAGUUGGAUUACCGAAGAGAUUAAGAGUAUAUUCAGCGAUAAGACACUCGUGGACCGAAUGGCAUCGAUGCUCAACUACUUUCUCCUCCAUUUGGUUGGACCGCAAAAGCGUAACCUAAAGGUUAAGGAUCUGAAACAAUACGAGUUCACUCCCAAAGACAUUGUUCACGACAUUUGCGCCAUAUAUGUGAACCUCGCCAAUGAAAGUAACCCCAAAUACAAGCACUUCUGUUUGGCCGUCGGCUCCGACGACAGGUCCUAUUCUGCGGAUCUGUUCCCCGCGGCCGCAGACGUCCUCAUUAAGUCUGGUUUCGUCAGUCUCUCCACUGAGACGCUAGAAGUGGCCAAAUGUGUGGACAUUCUGUUAGUACACCACAGGAGUCGCGAAAUCAAUAUGAAUGAUGUGCCCGAAGAGUUCACCGAUCCUAUCAUGAGUUCCCUAAUGAGCGAUCCCGUCAUUCUCCCCAACUCUGGCGUCAGAGUUGACCGCUCGACCAUUGCUCGGCAUUUGCUCAGUGACCAAACGGAUCCGUUCACUCGGGCGCCGCUGACCAUGGAUUUGGUGGUUCCAGAUAUUGAACUCAAGCAACGCAUUAAGGCUUUCGUUGAAGAAAAACUUAAAGCGAGAGAACAAACGACUAAAUAGUUAAUAUAUUAAAUAAAACAAUAAGUGUAUAAUCUUUUGUAAAUGUUAUUCAAAUUGUUUAUUAAUUUCUGAUAUAUAUUUGUUGUGAAAAAGUUUAUUCAAAUUUUAUAUGAAUUCAGAUUAAAAUAUUUUCCAAAAUAA
Medioppia subpectinata is the source of this 2730-nucleotide messenger RNA. The record is from the annotation of a GenBank genome assembly. Lineage: Eukaryota; Metazoa; Arthropoda; Arachnida; Sarcoptiformes; Oppiidae.